GCAGGAGGCAGCGACGUUGCACGGCCCCAACAAGGUAGUGGCCCUAAAGGACGACCGCCGCCGCGCACGGGAUGCCUACAUUGUAAGGGAGAACAUUGGCUGCGGGAUUGCCCGGUCGCCACACCUGAUGAGAAGAAAGCUGCACGGGAGGCACAGCAGUCCAAGAAUUGGAAGGUGAAGAGAGCGGUCGUUGGCAGUGAUGACGAGGAGUAUACAGUCCUUAUUAACGGAGCUGUGGAGAUAUCGAUGUGUCCAGACACGGGAGCAGACAAGUGCAUUCUCCCGGCGGAUGCAGUGAACCAGGUGCGGGCGAUGGGCCGCACACUUACGACUACACGCCUACUCGAACCUGAACCAGUAGAAGGAGUCGGCGGCAAUGUCACAUUUUGUCAUGAAGCAGCGCAGAUUGACGUGCAGAUCCGCACGUCUGCAGGGCCAGUGAAUCUCUACAAGCUCGACUGUCUGGUGGUGGAAGGUGAAAAACAAUUCCUUCUGAGCCGAAAAGUGAUGAAACGACUGGGCAUUGACGUGAAGCGCGCGUUCGAGCAGCUC
Messenger RNA from Phytophthora sojae, 552 nucleotides. RefSeq lists its product as hypothetical. NCBI's taxonomy places the organism in Eukaryota, Oomycota, Peronosporomycetes, Peronosporales, Peronosporaceae. The record is from RefSeq and is a predicted model, not a curated record. The transcript has 2 exons. The annotation marks the transcript as partial.